Messenger RNA from Erpetoichthys calabaricus (reedfish), 1534 nucleotides. It is a transcript of the gene stx4, whose product is annotated as syntaxin 4. NCBI's taxonomy places the organism in Eukaryota, Metazoa, Chordata, Cladistia, Polypteriformes, Polypteridae. The coding region runs from base 333 to 1226 and encodes 297 amino acids. Gene Ontology annotation, molecular function: SNAP receptor activity; SNARE binding. The record is from RefSeq and is a predicted model, not a curated record. Gene Ontology annotation, biological process: exocytosis; intracellular protein transport; vesicle fusion. Gene Ontology annotation, cellular component: endomembrane system; SNARE complex; plasma membrane. The transcript is spliced from 11 exons.
GGAAAGGCUGUCUACUCAGAUUCGCCUAUCAUGACCACGCCCCCUUGGAGUGUUGCCCGCCCAUCUUUGUCUCACGGAGCAUGCUCUCCGCAGACUUCCUACUUUAAGUUUACAUUAACUUGAAGUUCAAAAGGAGGCAAAAAAAAGACAGAGUGGAACAAGUGGAAAAAAUAAUAAAUAAAUAAAUGACAACCGGCACGCUUCUCCUGUUACACGCCUUGGAUUUAUAACUUCUUUGACCGCAUCUGAGCCUGUGCAGCGAAUCCUCGGAGUUGGCGCCCUUGCUAACCGGGUCUGGCUCGCUUGCUGCCUCGCUCAUUCACCUACGCACCAUGAGGGACCGGACCCUGGAGCUCGGGGCGAAACUUGACAGUCAUAUUGAGGAUGAAGAGAAAAAACGAAUUUUAAGCCCUGGAGAUGGAAAAGCAAGCAGUAAGGAUGAACAGGUGUAUUUUGAAAAUGUGCAACAGAUACGCAAGAACCUGGGGACCCUGUCUCAGAAGAUUGAUGAGCUGGAAAGAAAGCAGUUAACUGUUUUGGGGGUGGCACUUCCUGAGGAAAGCAUGAAGCGGGAACUGCAGACAUUGCGUGAAGAGAUCAAAAACAUAGCAAAUGUGGUGAAAAAGAAUUUAAAAAGUAUUGAGCCCAAACCUGAAGAGGAGGACUCUCAAGAAUACAUCCCAGUGAACAAGAGGAUGCAGAAAACACAGCAUGGCGUACUUUCAAGGGAAUUUGUAGAGUUGAUGGGAAAAUGUAACACCAUUCAGUCACAGUACCGAGACAGAAACAUUGAACGUAUUCAAAGGCAGCUGAAGAUCACGGGGACCAAUGUUUCUGACGAGCAGCUGGAUGAGAUGCUGGAGACUGGCCAGACAGACAUUUUUACCCAAAAUAUACUGAAAGACACGCAGGCCACAAAGCAGGCACUCAAUGAGAUUGAAUCUCGGCAUGAUGAGAUCCUCAAACUGGAAAGGAGCAUCAGAGAACUGCACGAGCUCUUCCAGUACCUUGCAAUGGAGGUAGAGGCUCAGGGAGAAGUCAUUGACAGGAUUGAGGAUAAUAUCUUACAGUCAAAGAAUUAUGUAGAGAAGGCUGCUGAUCAUAUGCAGAGUGCUGUGGAAAACAAGCAUAAAGCAUGCAAGAAGAAAAUCUGCAUUGCAGUUUGCCUGAGUGUGGUCCUUCUCAUCAUUAUAAUUGCAAUCGUCACUGCUGUCUUUGCAAAAUAACAUUGCAUCACAUUGUUGAUAAUAAUAACUUGGUUUUAUCUGUACCUCUGUCCAGAAAGUGUCAUGUUUAUCACAGUAACUGAGCCCUGGUGGACUGUAGGCCGAAUCAUCUUUGUAAAUGCUGUGCCUUCACCAAUCACUGGCUUUGGCUGAGAUACUGAAACCAACAUUGAACUGUAUACUGUGCAGAAGACUUGAAACCAAGACUGGAUGGUCUUCCUUUGUGACCUGGAUUUUAUAGGGAAAUCACAUGUUCCAGCUGCUUGGAGACUUCUCCUGGAUUUUUAUAACAAACUGUGUAUUAUUCU